UCAGUAUCAAGCCAAUGUCUCUCACUGCGAAUAUGUAUCCAGAAAUGGAGAACAAAGUCAAGGCAUACUUGAUGGAAACGAUUGUCAAGGAUUGCAAGGUCAAGGAAUGCGACGUGUCGAGUGAUUUCAUUGACUUUUUGUUGGACCUAGUGCUCUUGAAUCCCGAAUAUGACUUCGUCAGAGAAGAUACGUGCCAAACAGAUUUAUCGAGCAUCGUCUCCGCCGUCACAACCAAACUUACGGACCAAACAAGACCGAGCCUGGUCGUCCUGAAACUUCAGCUGUACUUCAAAAAACACUACGUAUCCAGAGACGAGGCGAUCCUGAAACACAGAAAAUGCCUUUACACAAAAACGGCGCCUCUUUUGCGGGAAAUUUGCAACGCGACAUUGCAAAAAAGCACAGAACAGGAUGCCGAGAAGUUGUACCAAAAAAUGGUGAUAUUUAUCGUUCUGCUAAGCGGUCUCGGAAAUCCUUCGGUACCGGGAGUGUUGAGGGAGGCCAGCGCCGCGCUGCACAGCGUCUACCGCAUUUCCGAGGUGAAUCACUUCGUCACAUUGCCCUUAGAACGGAAAGAAGGACAACUGACGGAGCUGAUGUUGAUAGUUGCUGGCAUCCGGCUGUUCAACCGAGAUUUGCAAAGAGGCGGAGAGGGGAUUGACGAUCUGCCGAGCGUUCUUCAGGAAGCAAUUGCGAAGACUCAAUCCUCGACGAUGCACGUCCUGGAAAAGAUAAUGAACAAGGUGUAUAAUUUUACCGCAGCCAUAGACCGGACGAUAUGCGCUUCUCUGGAGAGAGAAGACGUCUGUUCAAAUGACCCGAACCCGUCGCAUUGGCCACCCGAAAUCACUUUUGAUCACGUUGAAUGGGCCGUUCAAAUGCUGGCGGCGGGUCGUCAACAGGAAGUAUAUAUUCGGAAAUUACUGGACGACAUCGAGCGCUGUGAUUGCAACGUGAAAGGUCUCAUGGAGAAACUGCAGGCUCGUUUACUCCAACUACACGGUGCUAUUCACUGCAGGACUGCGAUUCCCACUGUCGAGAUAUACCCCCAGUUCAUCGACCUUGCGAACACCUGGAUGCAACUACAGGAUGAGGUCGUGGUUUUGAGCAGCAUCAAUACGUUUCUCUGGGAGCUACAGUCGAUGACGAUAAACCACGUCGAUACCUUCGACGAUGCGUUGCUCAGAAUGUUGAUCGAUGACGGUCAAGUUCUGACCGAUGCGGAGAGGCUCGAGGAACAGAUGGGAAAAAUGAUAAACGAAACGGGGGAGUGCCAAGUAUUCUACCCCAAUAUCACCAAGGAUUUCGAUCAAAUUCACGUGGAGUACCUCGGGUUCUGCGCGUGGAGCCUUGCCGAAGGAAUGGGUGCCUUGAUUCCGGGAAACCCGAACAUCGGUGUGCUCAAGUGGAACGGAAAGUACUUCGCGUUCAGCUCCAGAGAAGCAGCUAGUAAGUUCGGAGUUGAUCCGGAGAGAUUCGUCAACGGGACGGUAGAAUUCGUGUACAAUCAUCCCGAAUACGUAAACCUGCUUCAAAUGCACGACGAAAUCAAACCAGCGAAGGCUCAGACCAUGUCGGAGACAAACUCGGAUCCCAAGGUGCUGCACGACCAGGAAGUGCAGACAGUUUUGCACCCGUUGGAGUCGAAUAUUGUCAAGGACUACACGUUCAGUACUUGGGAAUAUAGACGAAGGGCGCUGCAGCUGGCGAGUAUUUGUCAACGAGCUACGCACAGUACGCAGACUUACAAAUCACACUUCCGCAGUAGCGUUUACACGCAUGCGGCCCCGCCAAGAGAUCGGGAGGUCCAAACAAUGCGCGAUAAUUACGCUAAUACUACUAGAUUGAAAAAUUUUAUUUACGGAUUGCGCGGAAAACGUGGCGAUCAGCAACAUGUUGUCCAAUUUGAGGACGCGUGAAAGUCCCUCGGCUCUUGGCUGUAAAACAAUUAUUGAUCAAUAAAUGUGUUCGGUGAAGAAAAUUACGGAAUGGAUUCGUUAAAUUAUUAUCAAGUUCGAAAACUUCUGUAAUAAUAUGAAGGGCAGUAUUUUUUUACCAAACAAUGAUUUCUGAUAUAAUUACGAAUCGAACUGCGAAUUUAUACCGUCAAUAUAAAAAUAAUGACAAUAAUACUCACAGAAGGUUUCUCUAUUUUACAAUUCUCCGUAGCUUUGUCAAUACUUCUGGCCUGGACAUUUGUUCGGUUCCAACAACAGAAACCAACCCUUACGAGUCGCUCCUUACUUUGCACCUUCAGAAAUAUUUCAAUCAGUGCAUGGUCCCGGGAAAUUUGUCAAUUUAUUCCUGAUGUCUGGAUUUUCUUGCAACACUUUUGAAUACGGCACCGAAUUACAUUUGGGAAUACAAAUAAUUUACUUCUAAGCACAGCGUAAUGUUAUGAAUGAGAUGAAAGAAAAUUAUAGAAUUAGGAUAAUUUGCGAACACUGUGAGAUAAGUACAAUAGAUUAAACCUAAUGAAUCUAAUGGUACGAUAACUUAAUUAAUGUGAAACACCGAAUUCAUUUACGUCUCGAUCUGAUUAUAUACUUGCAGUUGUUCAGGUUUAAAAAACAGAUACAAUAAUCUUCGUCGAGGAGACCCAGCGACUACAAUAUAAUGAGACCUGAUAUUGAUCAAACAAAUCUGCAAUGUCGUGAUGCAAUUAUUAAGCAGCUCCUGCAUUUUUACCUCUCCACGAAAUAAACCAAUUGAAAGAUUGUCGAACUAUUGGUCGAGUGCAAAAAAGGAACAAUAACUGUAUUUCGUAAAGGGAUAAAUGGAACAGAGGCGCAUAAAUGACAGAGAGCAAAUUUAAAAAAAAAUGAAAGCAAUAUUUUAAUCGGGCAAUGUUUUCAAAUACAAUUAUAGUACACCGCGGGUUGUUCAUGGCUUUAGAAAACAUAAUCAAUAUUACUUUUAUCCUUCCAUAACAUUAUUCGUAUUUUUUUUCUUGUUUUUUUAAAUCAUUUUUUUCGUUUUUUUUUCUUCUCAUUCUUAUCUUAUCUUAUAUUUUCCGUAUUAGCGCUUUCGUUAUUUGCCGGCCUAGUUAGCAAGCUGAUUUUGUUCUCUUUGCUUUUGCUAGUAUCAUGAUUUAGGCCAGCGUAAAAUUACAUAAUUUAUGUUCAAAAUACACGGAUGGUUCUGUACUUAGUGAGGUACAGCCGGGCAACUAUACGAAUGACUUCAUAAUUAGAACGUACAUACUUCAACUCAUAAUCCUAUUUUUUCUUUUUAUAUAUUUAUUUAUUCCUACUCAAACGCCGUGCAGCAACAUUUUUUUUCUUUCUCUUAUCGCGUCACACAUUUUGACUUAAAACUUGUUUUUUCGUAUAUGUAAAUCAUGAAUCAUCAUCAGUUUUAGCAUUCCAUUGAAUCUUAUACGUUAAAGGUCAAU
This is a messenger RNA of Neodiprion virginianus, 3394 nucleotides long. RefSeq names its product cilia- and flagella-associated protein 206-like. Gene Ontology annotation, biological process: regulation of cilium beat frequency. Gene Ontology annotation, cellular component: axoneme; ciliary basal body. The transcript is spliced from 13 exons. Bases 15 to 1919 code for a protein of 634 amino acids. The record is from RefSeq and is a predicted model, not a curated record. NCBI's taxonomy places the organism in Eukaryota, Metazoa, Arthropoda, Insecta, Hymenoptera, Diprionidae.